Messenger RNA from Triplophysa dalaica, 6490 nucleotides. It is a transcript of the gene lrriq1, whose product is annotated as leucine-rich repeats and IQ motif containing 1. NCBI's taxonomy places the organism in Eukaryota, Metazoa, Chordata, Actinopteri, Cypriniformes, Nemacheilidae. The transcript is spliced from 25 exons. Bases 247 to 4854 code for a protein of 1535 amino acids. Gene Ontology annotation, molecular function: protein binding. The record is from RefSeq and is a predicted model, not a curated record.
AAGAGAAACAGGCUCUGGAUAUUAAAUAAAAAAAGAAACUGACAACAGACCUUGAGAUUUAAUCUUACUAUUAUAUGCUCAUAGUUUUGUUUUGAAUAGCAACAAUGCCCUGAAAUGUUUUAAUUCGUGUUCGUUCGUGGAUACUUUAGUGAGAUGUCUUAACGUUACGUUACUUCACUAACAGAGGCCUACUCUUCAUUUGCGCAGAAAGUUUUGAACUGGUUUUAGAUCUUGUUCUGAUGGUCGAUGACAAUGGAUGACAUCGAGAAAGAGAUUGAUGAAGAGUUGAGGAAAUUAAACUUAGAUCCCUUUGAAAAUGUUUCAGAAGAAUCGGAAGAUGAAAGCUUUAUUGCGUUGGAUGCAUCUCCUCAUUCAGAAGGUCUUUCUGACUCGGUGCUUGCAUACAUCCAAGCUUCAAGAACUCGAACUAAUGCCUUUGAACAAUUAAUCAUUGAAGAUUUUGAGGGAAAAGACUCCUUGAUUCAGGAACUUUUCGUCACCCACAAUGAUAAUAUAAUAAAUGAAGGAGCUAUGGAUUUUAUAGAGGAACCCACACAGUGGAAGGAUAGAGUAGUCUGUGGAAUGAGGGAACAGGUGGAGUCACAGAGCGCUCAAACCCUCAGUAUGGAUGUUGGAAUUGACCAUGACAUUUGCUCUGAGAGUGAAUUGCAGCUUAGUCUUGAAUGGAAAGAAUUGGAGAAAAGACUCGAAGAGGAAGAGGAGCAGAAAUUAGAGGCACAGAAGAUGGAAAGAGCGCUGCAUUUGAACUCCGAGAGAGAGGAGAAAGAAUGGAGAAAGAAGUCACUGAUGGAGUUCGAGGAGCAGCUGAGGAAGGUAGAGAAGGCUGCUCUGUUUCAAAAUGUUGGAGAAAAUAAUAAUGUUCAUUGCACAGUGGAUCAACAAGAACUGGAUAAACAGCAGGAGUUUAUAUGGAAGCUGGAGAAGGAGCUAGAGGAGGAGAAACAGGCUUUUGAGGAGGCUCAGCAGGAGGAGAGAAAGAGAAUCCAGGAGCUUCAAUGCAGAUCUGCUACAAAGAUCCAAGCUGUUCUCAGAGGAACGUUAGCACGCCGCUGGAGCACAAGAGAGCUCAAGAGAAGGAGAGAGGAAGAAAAAAGACUUGAGGAAGAGAAGAGGGAGUGGGAGAAAAUAAAUAAGGAAAGAGAGGAGGAGAGGAAGAGAACCGAGGAGGUAAAGCGUUUUCACAGGGAGGAGAUGGAGAGACGCAGAGCUGAGUAUGAGGCAUCAAAAGAACAAGAGCGCCAUCGCCUGGAGGAAGAGAAAAGACUUGAGCAGCAGAGGAGGAAGGAGGAAGAUAGAGGAAGGAGGGGGAUUGAGAUGAAAAUAGAGCAGAACAAUAUUACAGGUGUAGAAGAAAGACAUGUGAAUGAAGAAAGCCAAUGUGUGAAGGCAGAGAAAAUACUUCUGCAGCAGAGGAAGAAAGAUGAUGAUGAUGAUGAUGAGAGGAGGAAAGAGUUGAAGAGGAAGGAAGAGGAAUACAAUGUCACAAAUAUGGGAGAAAGUAGAGUGAAAGAAGAGAGCCAAUGUCUGGCGUCCGAGAAAAAGCAUCAUCAACAGCUGAAGAAAGGAGAGGUGGACGAGAGGAGGAAGGAGGUUAAGGGAAAGGAUGAGCACAACGUAAUUACAAGUGUGGAAAAGAGGAGAGUAAAAAAGGUAAGCGAUAGACAUGAGGAGAAUGUUGAGAAGAAUGAAGAAUAUGAGAAAAGGCAACUGGUGAGAAGUAGCAGAGCAGAAAACAAAUGUCAAAGAAAGGAGGAAAAUGAGGAGAGAGGAGAACGAGCGAUUCAAGGUAGUAGUGAGGAGGUAAGGGAAAGAAAAGUUCAAAUGGAAAGAAUAAGAGAUGUGUACAAGAAGAAGACUGUUUUGGACAAAAGUGAAAAAAUUGACCGGUUUGAUGAUCAGAAACUAUCAAAAAAGUGCUAUCAAGAAAAGUCAAAAGAUGGCAGUGAAGAACUUGACUGUCAGAUGGAUCUACUGCAGUCAAAAGAGAUUCAAAAACUUUCUACAGCCUAUCCACUGCCCUGCAUAAAUGCACAUCAAGAACUCUCUAAUGACCAUUUCAUUAGUCUGUUUGGUUCACCGAAAACUACAGGUCAUCUAAUUUUCGAAAUGACUCGGAACACAUUUGCAGAUCAAAGUCUCAAUGGUGUAGAACAUAAUAUGGACACUAGAGGGCAGCAAAAUACUACGACUGUUUUGCUUGAAAACUGUGUACCAGAGAUCCAAGAAUUGGCUUUUGAAUGUCUGCCUGACAGCACAGAGCAGAAGCGUAUGGCCUGGAUAAAGAACUGCACUCCUUGGUCCAUACUGUCAUUGCAGAAUAAAAAGAAGAGGCCAUCUGCCCAACAACAGUCCCGUAAGAGAGGGGCAAGAAGAGGAAAAUUACCCAGCUCGCCUCCUUUGUCUGUGGACACUAUUCUUAAGACAGGAGCUUGGAGUUCCCUCGAACAGGUUACAACAGUGACUCUGGAAGACCUGCCAGGCUGUAACCUGUCCACACUGUCUCAGUGUUAUAAACUAAAGACGUUAACACUUAGACGCUGUGGACUCAUAUCCUUGGAUGGACUUAACCAGUGUUCUCAGAUCAGAUACAUUGAUGUUCAGGAGAACUCGGUCACACAUGUGGAUUGUGGAGGUCUGGCAAACCUUGAAGUCCUCCUGCUGGGUAAAAACCAGCUUACAAACAUCCAUGGCCUCGAUGAUGCUGAGAAUCUCCAGGUCCUUCAGCUGUCACACAACAACAUUUCAUGUAUAAGUGGUUUAGGAGCCCUGAAAAUGCUUCAGAGAUUAUUAGUGGACCAUAACCAACUGCUCAGCAUGAGAGGUUUAAAUGAAAUGUAUACACUUCUGCAUCUGGACUGUUCAUACAACCACCUUAGCCACGCCGAGGGCUUGGAGAACUGCGCGCUCCUCAAUACGCUGGAGCUUAGAGGAAACAGUCUAACUCAGCUCCCUGUCCUGCAUAACCACGUCCUUCUGAGGGACCUUUCUCUGGAUGACAAUCUUAUAUCUUCUAUUAGUGAUCUGGAGUCUUAUUGGUUACCUUUGCUCCAAGACCUCUCCUUGGCUCAUAACAGUAUAACUGACUUAAUUCCACUCUUGGACUUGAUGUCUCUGAGGACGCUGAACAUCAGUCACAACUGUCUUUCAGACCUUCAAAAUGUUUGUCUGAACCUCCAGGGAUGCUUCAGUCUUCAAGAACUCAACCUGAAUGACAAUCCCCUAAAGCAGGAGAUGAACUGGAGGUCCUUGCUUCUGGAGACAGUGCCUGGCUUGAUUAAGCUGAAUAAUGAGCAGACUUCUGUAGCAGCAGCGUCCUCCAAAGGCCCAAGACAUCAGUGGAGUUUCCAAGCCCUCUGUCAGGCACAGCAGAGGCAGCGUGAUUCACUUCUUCAGAAACAUAAGAUGGAGAUCAGUUCUGCGCCAUCUCAACACGAUGCCCAGCUUCUCUUCAGUGGUCACUGUGCAGACCUCUUCAAAUUGGCAGUGGACCAGCGUUACGCCCAUGAAUAUGGGGACAGCUUUGUUACGGACGAUCCUGCAUCUUCCACAGAUUUUUCUGAAGCAUCUCCAUCACAGAGGAUAAGCCCAGAGAAGCAACCUCGCCAUACAGUAGAUCCCCAGAAGACUCACCGUGAGCUUCAAACUAAUGACCUUCAAGCAGACUUCCCAGAUAGCUGUACAGAGACACAAAUUGAGAUGGAACCUGUUCAGACGUUGGACCUUGAAAAAGCGGCUGUGGUCAUCCAGCGAUGCUGGCGGAGAAACGUAUUGCAGAGACGUUGGGGCCUCUCAUGCUUAAUUGCAAAAACUACAGAAAGAUUGAAUAUUCGUAGGAUGGAGGAGACCAGCAUUAAGAGGCCAGAACUCCCUAAGAGCGACCGUGCUGCUGUUGUUAUACAGGCUGCGUGGAGGGGCUACGAUCUGCGGAGAAGGCUGGCCUGCGCUCUCGCCGGCGCGCGGUUCACGGAGAGCGAUGAGGACUUUGAAGAGGUGGACACAGACGAAUUCAUUUUUGAUGAGAAGGCGAUGGAGAAAGACUGGAUAAGCCUGCAUUCCAAUACGUCACCGGCCAGGGCGAUGCCAUAUUCAGCUCACUCGCCGUUGCCAAAGCCUUGUGAGAGUCCACCUGUUAAUCCACGUCUACCCAAACAUGCCUGGUCAGAUAGUAAAGGUGCAGUCCACUUGGAGCAGUGUGUGUCACCUCACCUUAAUAGCAGUAGAAUAUUUACAAAAUAUUCUAAAUCAACGCUCAGAAACGACACUCUUGCCGAGAGGUCAGAUAAAAUCCUCAAAGAAUGGGGCUUCACGAGUAACUCCACUGCUCUUCUCAUGCUAAAGAGAGCCAAAAAAAUGAAGGGCAGUAAACCGCAACACAAAAGAUUAUUGGUUCGUCAAGUUGAGAAUGAAGUACAGAACGGACAGAGAGUCGGGGAACCACAGAAUUAUAAGGAGAAAACUUACCAGUGGCUCCACGCACAAGCAAUUCAUCCUCACACAGAUGCUGCAGUCUCAGGACGGGAUCAUUUCCUCCCUGAGAUUGAUCGUGAUAUUCUUUAUGGUGGAAGGGUGCAGCUUGUGGCCAGUGUUGGUGGAAGGAGUGGUGUAGAUUCAAGAGCUAAGCUUUGGGCAAACACCACUGGGGUCUCUUCACCUCCUAACAAACCAUCUCAGGCACGGAGACAUUCAACUGAACAUGAAAAGACGGAAGUUCCAUCACCCAACAGAGUUAGUUCAGCUCCGUCCCGAAAGGAUCGCAUCUCAUUCCGGGACAACCCGGUCCGGCAAAGUGGAGGCUGGGGUGGAGGAAAGAAGAGGACUCAAUUGAACAAGUAAAAGACAGCCACAUCAGCGCAUCGCACUGAGAUAACAUUGAUUCAGUUUUUCUCUUUGCUUUCACCUCCGAAUUUGUGGCCGUGUAUACGUCCAGGGUGUGAUGGAUGUCUUGUUGAUGUAAGCCCUUAACAAGACUUACAAUGCACAUUUGAUCUCUAGUGAAAUUCCCUGCAGCUGCUGUUUUUACUAAAAUCCAGCUUCCUCUCCUCCAAAUGAAUUAGAAGCAAUGGAUGAGAUAUAGCCCAAAUAUCUGCAGGCGGUCACAGGAUACGUAUUGCUUUCAAGUAUCACUCCAUUUAACGUGAGCACCGUGAGUCAUGGAAUGGGUGGAAACCAUUUACAAAUGACAUGCUUAAUAUGCAGACAAUGACAGCCAAUAAAAAUCAGCUUGUUCCUGUUUUAGUUUACUUUUUUUGGUCCUUUGCUUGUAAAUUUUUCAUUUGAGUCGUUCCUAAAAGCCUUGUUUUCCUUAAACUAAAAAUGAAAGAGAAGUAUGUUUAUUGAAAGUUACAAAUCAAAAAUCACUGUUAAUGAAGUUUUGUAUACAUUUUCGCAGCAAAUAUUCAUUUUGAAUUUGAUUUGAUAAAACGCUAAAAGCAGAGUUCCAAAACUAUGGCAUACAGGUCCAAGAAUGUGUUUUUUCAAGCGUUAGUAUCAGAUAGCGAUAGGUGUUUGUGUGUUUUAAUUUGCACAUCAAAAGGCUGACUAUUCACAAACAGUGGUUUGAAAAUAAGUUUCUGGCUCCAGCUUAUUAGUGCGUAGAAAUGUUCAAAUAAAUCUAGAAUAAAUCAUGUCUUCUUAUGGGAGUUUUGGCAGCGUGUUUAGGCAGGGCAUCCAUAGGUCUGAGACUCAUAAUGCAAAGACCCUGGCUGAACUAAGUGUCCUGUAAACAUAUGUGUGUUAAUACAUAGAAAUAGGACCAAAUUUAAGUAUUUUGAACUGGACGAUCACAGACUGGUUAAACGAGUGCCUUGUCUCAUUAACAUUUAGUUUCCAACUUUCCACUUUUGCUACACGAGCUCACAAAAGCAGAAUGACUUCACAGACUGAAUGCCAGCGGGUAAUUCGUGCCAGUUGUUACCCACUGCAAACAUAGGCAAACCAUGAGAGAAAAUCUUUGCAACUGCCAGUGUGAGCAGAUCUGUGCAAGGUUAGCAGGACCCUUCGGAAGUACCUAUCGGUUUGUUUAUGUUUGUAAUAGAUGUUGGAUUUAACUAUCUAGGAACACUUUAUAAGCGAAGUAAAUAUGCAUUGACUCAAUUCUUCACAUUAAAGUGAAAAGGCUUUUCAAACCAGAUUUCAGUCAGAGAGCUCUAUGCAUCUGGCCUGACCAGAGCAGCUCUCUCAGCAGCUGCCUGGUCUAACAGUUUAUUAUGAUUUUAAUGACUAAAGUGACUGCAAAGGCGUGUGCAUACAAUCCCUGCUGACACGCUCAUGCUGCCCUCUGACCUUCACUAGAGAUCAUUCUGUCUAUGAAACAUACAGUGACAGACAAUAAAUAAUUGUGUCCUGUACAGAACCAUUAACCACGACUCUUUUGACUGGUCUGUUUCUUGUAUAUAUGUCACAAUAUUGACAUGUAUGUUAUUUUGUAUUUUAUAUUAAUGUUUGUUUUAUCCUAUUAUGUUUAAUCAAU